UUUUUUUUUCAGUGUCGUGAUACAUACUGGAUUGAGUCACUACACUUAGUGAUGUUAAUCUAUGCUCCAAAGCGUAUUCAUUUCACUCGAGCAGAUACCUAUGAAAUGCGAAUACAGCUGGCCAUUCUUGACUGGGUAAUGAAAUAAAGUAUUCAUUGUACUAUCUUCUUUGACGAAGUUUACACAGUUCUGUAUGUGUAGUGAUAUCUUUUACAAUGACUAUACACCCAUGUGUUUUUAACAUGAAUGAAAAUUCAAUCUCUAGGAGAUAUUCACAGUGUUGAUGAGCUGCAGAGAUAGUUUCAGAUCAUUAUAGUGCUUAUAUUGAGUCUAUCUAUUUGAACAGAAUGAAAAUGUGAUGCGAGAGGCCUCAUCUAUGCAAUACUACCAGACAAGCCGCCAGCCUGACAGGAUUGCUCCACACAGGGUUCUCACAGAAAAGACGUUCCAUUUCAAAGAGGAGAUUUGGGCAACCUUUUUCUCUUCUUUAUAG
Porites lobata is the source of this 493-nucleotide messenger RNA. The record is from the annotation of a GenBank genome assembly. Lineage: Eukaryota; Metazoa; Cnidaria; Anthozoa; Scleractinia; Poritidae.